CAGUUGUACGGCAUCAAAACCAUCCAAGCUUUCAGCGAAGCAAGUCGUCGUGGCCUGCACAGUGCUCUGCCCAAGUCUUUGCUGACGCACGUUCAUAGUCGCAUUCUCUCGAGCAAGGUGCCGGUAACGCGCAGAGUGUCGGAGCGUUCUGUCGGUAUGCGAUAAGCGGCAAACAUCGUUCGGACGCAGUGGAGUGAACACACGCGCAGCGCAGCCUCCUACGAUUGCAACGAGACAGUGUUUUGGUUAACGUUGACGUGUGGUGGAAUCGCAACCGAAUGCAUACAGCAAGUGCCUAAAGUGAUGAUGGAGCAAAUGUUAUAAGUGGAUUAAAGAAAAGUUUUUUUACGAACAACAAUAGCACAACAACCCGUGUGAUCAGGUGUGUGUGUGUGAACAAAGCAAAUAAUCGCAGCCGGAAAAUAGUGACACAGUUGCAAAAGGAAAUACGAUUUAAAACAAGUGCCAACAUAGUGCAAAUAUAAGAAGAAAAAAUAAACGUUACAAAGGUUACGGUUACGUGCCUUUUUGGUGAUAGUGGUUGUGAAGGUGAUACAAACAGCAAAAAAAAAACACACAUCCAAAAUGGUGACCGGAAUUGGAGCCACCGCGCAACAGGUCGCCGGAACGCCGGCCACCACCCAGAUACCGCCGGCCGAACCGGUCAAACGCUCCAGCGAUAAUCGUCGGAGCAACAAACCGAUCAUGGAAAAACGGCGCCGUGCUCGUAUCAACAACUGUCUGAACGAGCUGAAAACGCUGAUCCUCGACGCCAUGAAGAAAGACCCCGCCCGUCACUCAAAGCUGGAAAAGGCCGACAUCCUGGAGAUGACGGUGAAGCAUCUGGAAAAUCUGCAGCGCCAGCAGAGCGCAAUGUCGCAGGCCACCGAUCCGAGCGUGAUGAACAAGUUCAAGGCCGGCUUCAACGAGUGCGCCCAGGAGGUGGGCCGCUUCCCGGAGAUCGAUCCGCACGUUAAGCGCCGUCUGAUGCAGCAUCUCAGCAACUGCAUCAACGGUGUGAACAAGUCCGAUCUGCCCAAGCGCCACCAGCAGCAGCAGCAACAGCACAUCCUACCCUCGCCGCCAAGCUCUCCCGAGCAGCAUGGACAUCCCUACGGAUUGGCCGGCCAUCCUUCACCCCUGAGCGCUAUCCAGGCCGGAAACGGUAGUGUCUAUAUGGCCGGUUCGAGCGUGCAGCUUAUCCCAACCAAGCUCCCGAACGGAAGCAUCGCCUUCGUGCUUCCGACCACUGCCGCCCAAACGCUCACCACCCAAGUACAGCAACCGCCCGUCCCGAUGCUCGUCCCCAUCCCGUCCCGCACCGCGUCGACCGGAUCUGCCUCGUCGAGCCAUUCGGGUGCGUCCUCCCUGUACGAGCGGGUUCCACGGGAGCAUGCAACCUCCUCGCCGUACCACGCACCACCCAGCCCGGCCAACUCCCACUACGAACCGAUGGAGUGCCACACGUCCGCCAACGCCUUUCACCACCUCCACCAGCAGUCAUCCUCCUCGUCGUCGUCCUCAUCCUCCUCCUCGUCGUCCUUCAGCAGCCCCGACAGUCCGCUGUCGCUCGUCAUGAAGAAACCGUACCACGAUGACGAUGAGGAUCACGAGAUGAAGCAGGAGGACGAUGGUAAACCAUGGCGCCCGUGGUAAAUCGUCGCGGUGGUUCCAAGUGAAGUGUGAGCGGAGUCAUAUACACAACAGUACCUAAGGAAAGUUUAAAGUUGAAGUUUCGGGAUGGAUGCUGUGCAGACUUCCUUGCUUCAGCUUGCUUUUUCGGCGUUCCGGCCAUGGUUCCGGUUCCAGCGCACCAGUCACCCCGGAUGGAAACAAGUGUCAUACUAGUCAUACGAUUUCCCGUACCGGUUUGGGGAAAUUCAUGCAUCUUAGUGUGUGACUUUAAAGAAAAGACGGGGUGAUUUUCCGGUGACAACACGCAUCACCACAUUCGACGGAACUCGGUGCUCCAGUGCUCUUGUGAACCAAAAUCGACGUGUGUGUGUGUGCUGUUAGUUACUAGUGUGAGCGUGCGCCGGAUGAACACCGGAAGUUAUGUUGGUGGCCGUGAACGGUGGAAGCAACAUGUGUGAUGCUGUGAAUAACUUUUAAGAACUGGGGGAAAAGAAAACCCGUUGCGCAGGGCAUUAGGAGUUAGCGGUGAGUGACUAGGCGACUGUGACGGAAGUGCCUCUUAAGAAAUGAAGGGUUAAAAAGCUUUAUCAAAAUCUAUCUACGAUUAGUGGUUUGUGAAUGUGUGUAUGUGAAUCAGCGUGCGAGAGUAUGUAUGUGUGUGUGUGACCGAGAGCAACUAUAGGACCUCCUCGCCAUAGCCUCCUACUGUUUGUUUUUAACUAUUAUUUCGAAUGUGUGAUUUUCAGUUAAGGCUUCCAAUAUAGCUUUAGCUCGGUAACGUUUUAUGUUUUAAGGAACAGAUUUUUUUUGAGCAUAAAAAACCAAUUAAUUACCUCCCUGGCUUUCGUUGGGCAAUGCGACAAUUAAUCACAAAAGUCUUCCAAAAAAUCGUGUAGCGCGGCCAGCUUUCAUCUCCACAGCCACACACAACACACUUAGCAAACACAGGGUGCACAGUAGUCUUCCAUACAAAAUAAUCCUAGCAACCUGAGCUUUACUAGUGGAUGUGUGUGUGUGCGUGCGAGUGUGUGCGCUGAACAAGUUCGAAUUUUUCUCGGACAGUUAACACGAUCGUGCUUUGAAGUUGCACUUAUUACAUUAAUCCUUAAAUUAUUGCUCCAAGAGGUGUCCUAUAUAUCCGGCUUUGAGGGUAAAAUUCAAAAACAGAUGGAGGGUUUAAUCCGUGGGGCUAGGAAAACGCUGGCGUAUUAACCUCCUAGAAUAGUGUUGACAUUGGCCAGAAAGCAAGCAAUUCGUUGUGGCAAUUAAGACAAGUAACAGAAAGCAGACAGAAAACAGAUCUUAGAAACGGAACAGGAAAAAAACGUUUCAUUGUAAAUUAGGCAUUGCGUGGCGUGUAGAACUAAGAUGAUAGUUUAUUUUUAUAACUUAAUGUUAACCAUACGAACCCCAUUAGGCCAUUAGCUCGUUAGUGUUGUAAGUGAAAGAAUCCUAUGUAAAAAUAACAAACUAGUUUUAUAUAAAGAAAAAGAAAAAAAUCCUAGCAACAGAUCGGACCACCCUGUGGCCGUGAUCGUGCACAAAUGAGAUAUGAAAAUAUAAAAAAACCUGAAAAUCAUACACCAAUAUGAUGAUACAAAACAUAAA
Molecule: messenger RNA, 3243 nt
Organism: Anopheles stephensi (Asian malaria mosquito)
Lineage: Eukaryota; Metazoa; Arthropoda; Insecta; Diptera; Culicidae
Gene: hry
Product: protein hairy
Exons: 3
Coding region: 586-1656 (356 amino acids)
Biological process (GO): regulation of neurogenesis; anterior/posterior pattern specification; regulation of transcription by RNA polymerase II
Cellular component (GO): nucleus
Molecular function (GO): RNA polymerase II cis-regulatory region sequence-specific DNA binding; DNA-binding transcription factor activity, RNA polymerase II-specific; protein dimerization activity
Source: RefSeq, a predicted model, not a curated record